Messenger RNA from Myotis myotis, 3638 nucleotides. RefSeq names its product RAS and EF-hand domain containing (gene RASEF). Lineage: Eukaryota; Metazoa; Chordata; Mammalia; Chiroptera; Vespertilionidae. The coding region runs from base 339 to 2558 and encodes 739 amino acids. Gene Ontology annotation, molecular function: calcium ion binding; GTPase activity; GTP binding. The record is from RefSeq and is a predicted model, not a curated record. The transcript has 17 exons.
CUCGCGCCUGGAUCUCAGUCUCUGGCGGGCUCCCCGCGCGGUGCGCGCAGCCAGGAGCGCACUUGCCGGGCUCCUGGGCCGGCAGCGGGCCAGCAGGGCUCCGUGCGCGGGACCUGGGCCCGUGUGGGAGUGCGCCGACCUCGCCCGCCUAGAGCCUCGCGCCGCCCGGACGUUCCGCAGGUGGCAGAACCCGCCGGACCAGCCCAGCUCGGCACGACUCCCGGCGGCGGCGCGUGGCCCCGGACUUCCCGCUUUCGCCGCAACCAGGGCGCGCAGGACGCCCGUCGCGUCCCGUCCCGUCCCGUCCCGGAGCUCCCGAGGCCGCCCCGUCGGGCGGGAUGGAGGCGGAAGGGGACCCGGAGGAGCUGGCCCGGCUGCGCGCCGUCUUCGCCGCCUGCGACGCGAACCGCUCGGGGCGCCUGGAGCGCGACGAGUUCAGCGCGCUGUGCGCGGAGCUGCGCGUGCGGCCGGCCGACGCCGAGGCCGUGUUCCAGCGCCUGGACUCGGACCGCGACGGCGCCAUCACAUUCCAGGAGUUCGCGCGCGGCUUCCGCGGGGCCCGCCGCGGGGGCCGGCGCCGGGGCUGCGGGCUGCGGCCGGGGCCCGCUCCGCCCGAGUCCCAGGCUGGGUCCGACUCCGGGGACAGUGAGGAGGACGAGGACGACCAGGACGCGGCCGCGGAGGUGCUGGCGGCCCCUCGGGGCUCGGCUGGCCCUGGCCCCGCCUGGCGGGACUUCCAGGCGCGACUCGGGGAGGAGGCCAAGUUCAUCCCCAGGAAAGAGCAAGUUAGUACCUUGUAUCAAAACAUCAACCUUGUGGAGCCGAGACUGAUUCAGCCGUAUGAACACGUUAUCAAGAGCUUCAUCCGUGAGAUCAAACUUCAAAGCACAGAAAUGGAAAGCCUGGCCAUCGCGGUGAAGAGAGCCCAGGACAAGGCAGCCAUGCAGCUGAGUGAGUUGGAGGAGGAAAUGGAUCAGAGGAUUCAGGCUGCAGAACACAAGACUCGGAAAGACGAAAAACGCAAAGCUGAGGAAGCCCUCAGUGACCUCAGGCGUCAGUAUGAAACAGAAGUAGGGGAUCUACAGGUGACAAUAAAGAAACUGAAAAAGCUAGAAGAACAAUCAAAACAUGUAAGUCAAAAAGAAGAUGUGGCUGCAUUAAAAAGACAAAUUUAUGAUUUAUCAAUGGAAAAUCAGAAAGUUAAGAAAGAUCUGUUGGAAGCACAGACAAACAUAGCCUUUCUUCAGAGUGAAUUAGAUGCUUUGAAAAGUGAUUAUGCUGAUCAGAGUCUGAAUUCUGAAAGGGAUCUGGAAAUAAUCCGAGAGUACACGGAAGAUCGAAAUAGUCUUGAGAGGCAAAUUGAAAUACUCCAAACAGCUAACCGGAAGCUGCAUGACAGCAAUGACGGCCUAAGGAGUGCCCUCGAAAACACUUACAGCAAGUUCAACAGGUCCUUGCGUGUAAAUAAUACAUCGCCAGGGAACACAAGUUCUAGGAGCAGUCCGAAAUUUAAUGGUCAUUCUCCUCAACCUCCGGGCUAUGACAGGUCCUCCCGCUCUUCCUACGUGGAUGAGGACUGUGACUCGCUGGCCCUCUGUGAUCCUAUGCAGAGGGUGAAUUGUGAAGUUGACAGCCUGCCUGAGAGCUGCUUCGACAGUGGCCUGUCCACCCUGAGAGACUCCAAUGAGUACGACUCAGAGGUGGAAUACAAACACCCGAGAGCAUUUCCGAGGUCGCACGGCAUGCGGGAGAGCUCUGCUGGCGAUGCUUCAGACACAGACGUUCCUGAUAUAAGGGAUGAAGAGACGUAUGGUUCAGAUGGUGUGGCUUCGGUCUUAGACUGGAAGCCCCCUGUUAGUGAAGGCAGCGUUGCUAGUUAUCCAAGAAAGCCCAUCUUGGCACUUUCACCCCAGACAGACAUGGCGGAUGAGAACAGGUCUUCCAGCUCACAGAAGGCUUACAAGAUCGUGCUCGCGGGGGACGCCGCAGUGGGGAAGUCUAGUUUCCUCAUGAGACUUUGCAAGAAUGAAUUUCGAGGAAAUACAAGUGCCACACUGGGAGUUGACUUUCAGAUGAAGACCCUCAUUGUGGAUGGAGAGCGCACAGUCCUGCAGCUCUGGGACACGGCCGGUCAGGAGAGAUUCAGAAGUAUUGCCAAGUCCUACUUCAGAAGAGCAGAUGGAGUCUUGCUGUUGUAUGAUGUCACGUGUGAGAAAAGCUUUCUUAACGUACGAGAAUGGGUGGAUAUGAUUGAGGAUGCAGCCACCGAGAGUAUCCCUAUCAUGUUGGUGGGAAACAAGGCUGACCUUCGUGAGUCUGCUGCUGCAGAGGGAGAGAAGUGCGUCCCAGCGUACUUUGGAGAAAAGCUGGCCAUGAACUAUGGGGCAUUAUUCUGUGAAACAAGUGCCAAAGAUGGUUCGAAUAUAGUGGAAGCUGUCCUCCAUCUUGCCCGGGAAGUGAAAAAAAGAACUGAUGAGGAUGACAGCAAGUCCAUUACCAACCUGAGUGGGAGCAGUUCCAAACAGUCAUCCCAUAUGAAGAAUUGUUGCAAGGGUUAAACCCCAAACACCUUGCCUUGUGAAGUCUUCAUUUCCGGAGUACAGAAUGUGUGUGACUUACUUGCUUCUCACAUGGCGUGGUGCAGCCUAUAGACACUGUCAUAUGGAGAGUUACAUGUGGGAGAUCUGGACCUUGCUGUGGGUCCCUCCCAUGAACAAUUUGGGCUCCCUGGUUAAAUAUACUUGUCUUGUCCUUACAGGGUCUUAAACGAUAAUGUGUAAAUGUUUUUUUUGCUCAGAUCAAAGCUGUAGAAGAAACUCAUGGGCAUAAUUAGAUUCAUGCAGGAGCUGACAAAACCUAUGACAGCAUUUCCUUCUAAUAUUUAAUACUAGAGUACUGAUAAAGAGGGUAAGGGUCUGGCUUUGCUGUUAACUAGGCUUGUGGUUGUGGACAUGCCACCAGCCCAUGUUAGUUCUGUGUCCUCAUCUGUAGAACAAGGCAGCGUGGCCUUGGCCCUCUCACAUUCUGUAGCACUUUUUUUUUUUUUUUUAGAAGUGAGAAGGAGAGUGUGAUAGCCCAUGGUUAAUAAAGACUCUGGUUGUUUGUACUUUUAAAAUAUUGGAGUAUUGAUUUUUCUCACUUCUGAAAUAAGAGCAGAAUUUAAUUGAGGGAAAAAAGGCAAUUUUCAGUCUUUGGUGGAGACAGAAAAAUCUAUUUUUCUAUGUGUAAAACAAAACAUUUUUGUGACAAAAAUAGUUCUAUAUAAAAGAGAGUAUUUUAUAACUCAGAAUACUUACAAAGUCCUUGUUUUAAAUUUGAUGUUAAAAAUUCCAAUACACACAUAGAAAGCCACCUAGGACUGAGAUUACAAUGCCCAGGAAGGCUGUCGCUGUUCACUCACACAGCUCACCAGUGCGUGGCUGCCAGGGCUGGGGACAGCCAGGAACCAAGAGUGAGAAACUGCUAAUGGGUGUGUGACAUCUUUCUGGGAUGAUGAGAAUGUUUUGGAAUUAAUGGUUGCAUAACUUUUGGAAUAUACUAAAAGUCACUGAAUUGUAUCCUUUCAAAGGGUGAAUGUAAUGGUACAUGAAUUAUAUCUCAUUAAAAAAUGCAUUAGUCCUUAGAACCAUUUAACAUUU